Molecule: messenger RNA, 2166 nt
Organism: Anopheles coluzzii
Lineage: Eukaryota; Metazoa; Arthropoda; Insecta; Diptera; Culicidae
Exons: 1
Coding region: 1250-2089 (279 amino acids)
Source: RefSeq, a predicted model, not a curated record
GAACAUGCAUUUCCACUCAUCAGCUUCAUCCCGGUGACGCAGUGAGCGAAAGAAAGUAAAUAGCUCCCUAACAAAUUACUUACCGUUAAUAAGUGCGCGUCCGCUUAUCGUCUCCCAGCUCCCCAAUCUCAUCAACAGGUCUUGCUACCUCGCUUCCGUCCAAAACGGUUUUGAGAUUCCACCUUAAUCUCCCUUCAGGUAGCCGCGCUGUCACUUUUUUCCGGCUGCUGCCUCUCGGCAUCAAUCGACAAACCCAUGGAAACUGCGCAAAGUACCGCGCGAACGCCGAAUGUAGCGUCACCUGGCAGACGACGCAUCGUUUGCCUUAUACAGUGCGUGUCUGUACCGGCACUCGGGCCAAGCAGCAGCAUACGUACAAUUCCGGCAUUCUAUCGAUCGAUCUCGGGAAUCGAGAGGAAAACGUUCGCAUCCGUGCUGACAGUGUGUCGAAAAAAAAAAUUAAAUCCAAAACAACAGCAACUAGAAAAGCCUCUAUCCCGAGAUGAGAGCCGAGCGGCGGUGGAGAAUUAACUGUAACCGGUCAUUUUCAUCCGCUCGAAAGAUGCGUCGAGCGGUGCGAAUGAUGAGGCGAACCCGUUUCGGAAAAGGGGGCCCGAGACACGGGUCGAGUCGGAUAGGAAAUGGAACAGCACUUCGCACACGCUCGCACGGUGACCGACUGCCGGGACCCAGAUUCGCACAGGGACCGGAAGCAGGACGCACCAGCAGCGCGGUUUCUCAGCAGCGGGAGAAAAGAAAAGCAGAGUUGUGCGGAGCUCCGCGCACGCAAAGGAAAGUGAUCCAUAUUCUAACUCCUUCUGGUGUGCGCUGCGAAGACUGCUGUUUGAAAAUGUACCUCCACCAGCACCACCUCCAUCCGGUCAGCCUGCAAAUCCCGCGGGCGGAAGGUUACAUCUUUGCGGCACGGUGGCGGCACGGUGCGGGAAAAAUUGCGGUACUGCCUAGUGGUGGAGUGGUUUUUCCACUUUCUUCCGAGGGGCGAUGCGUUUGCCGCACCGGCCGAGAACAAGACAUGCGGCUGGUAGAUGCUGCCCGGGCUCAGUUAUUGCUCAGCUUCGCGCGAGUUAAGAUCAACUGCGUUGUGCUGCGAGCGGUUCCGAGUUGCACCGAGGCUGGCAGCGAAUUUAAAAGCCGAGACCAAAGGGUUUGCUGUACGGCGAGUGAAAUAGCAGACGUGAAUUAAGCCAGCGCAGCACACUUUGUUGUACGCCAACCGCAACCCGCAAGCAUGGCAAGACGGUGCGCUUUUCUGCUGCUAACCGUAACGCUGUUGGCGCCAAUGCGCUGCGAAACGCGCAAAUACUUCCACAGUCGUUAUUCGAGCAGCAGUAGUGGCAGCAGCAGCAGCAGCAGUAACUUGCACCGAUCGAGCAUCACCGAUGGGUACGACAGCACCAGCUCCAGAGCGAGCAGCAGUGCCGCGUACAUCAAAACGAUCCCGUUGCGACUGCUAAACUGCCUUCAGCACGUGUCGCUCCUGGACUGUGGCAAGCUGUACCUUCUGCAGAACAUGGAAGCGCGCGCCUACCGCUUCCCAAACACCGGCAACCUCACGCACGACGUGCAGGACGUGCUGCUGCCCAGCUACCGGAGCGCGGACAAUCGGCUCUUCGCCGAGCGGCUGCUAGCGCUGAACGGCAGUGACGUCAACGAGCGGCUGGCGCGCGGUUUGCGCCUACUCUUCAACGAGCGCCUCAUCGAUCUGCAGCUGGUGCCGGGUGUGGCCGUACGCCUUACCCCGAGCGACACCAACGAGCUAGAGUUUUCCGUCCGCAAGGGCAUCACGGCGACCGGCGACGGCGGUGCUCCGGACGGUGCGGUCGGCCGCGACAAGGCCAAGAAGGGCGUCCGGACGGUGCUGCAGCUGGCCGUGCCGCUCGUGCUGCUGCCCUCGAUGCUGCUGGCCGGCGUGCUGCCGAUGGUGCUGCCCGUCCUCAAGUUUGCCACCAUCUUCUCGAGCAUCGUCAACCAUGCGGCGCUGGCCGCGGCCAUCAUGUACCUGGCGCGGCAGCACGCCGCCGAGCAGGAAAGCAAGCAGACGGUCUACUUUAACGCCGGCUACAACUAGGACGGCGCCCGUGGGCGUACAAGCACAAACUCCGAAACCAAAGAAGUGCUUCCCCACACAAUUAGCUUCGCGACGAC